Tribolium castaneum (red flour beetle) is the source of this 2307-nucleotide messenger RNA. RefSeq names its product Inositol polyphosphate-5-phosphatase type I (gene 5PtaseI). Gene Ontology annotation, biological process: phosphatidylinositol dephosphorylation. Gene Ontology annotation, molecular function: inositol-polyphosphate 5-phosphatase activity. The coding region runs from base 221 to 2029 and encodes 602 amino acids. Lineage: Eukaryota; Metazoa; Arthropoda; Insecta; Coleoptera; Tenebrionidae. The record is from RefSeq and is a predicted model, not a curated record. The transcript is spliced from 7 exons.
UAGGUUUCACCACCCUGGUGCUCAACAAAACAUCAAUUUGACAAGAAGAAUCACUAGAAAUUCUGGUCACAAAAAUAGAAUUGUGUCGACUUCCGUUGUGUUAUAAAAUGCGUACAAGCCUCGAAAAAUCGCGUCAUUCUCCACAAUGCACGUACGUCAGGUUGUUUAAUACGUAAACGGAACUUCCCGAGAAACCACAAAGGCUUUUUGAAUCGAAAAAAUGGGUUCGCCGUCGAUCCCGGCGCUUCUGGUGACGGCAAACGUAGGCUCGAUAUUUGAAGACCCCUCUGAAAUGCUCAAGAUCUGGACGGAGGAGUUUCUCUCCACUGUCACCAAGCUCGACCCGAAAUUUAUCGCGCUCCACUGCCAGGAAGUCGGCGGGAAAAACUACGAGAACAGCAUGAAGCACGUCGAGCACUUCGUGAAGUUGCUCAUGUCCAGCAACGAGCUGAGGCUUUUUGACAAGAUCCGGAUAUUUCUAGAUGAGGAUUACAGCUCUGCGGAAAAUUUCACUGCUUUGGGUAAUCUCUAUUUCAUUCACGAAUCCGUUGAGAACGUCCUCAUUUGGGACUUUAACGACGUGAAAUUCGUUCCAGUCAGCGAUAAACUGGUCCACUCGGGCAAUAUCGAGGCCAUCGCCACCAAAGAAAAGGCCAAGUUCCCCCAGGACUUCUUCCCCGAGUGCAAAUGGUCCCGAAAAGGGUUCCUCCGCACGCGUUGGUCCCUCAACGGGACCGUUCUGGACCUAGUCAACAUCCACUUGUUCCACGACGCCUCCAACUUCAUCGCCAUGGAGAGCUACCCUUCCGUCUACUGCAAAAACCGGCGCCGCGCCCUUGAACACACCCUUCAGAGAUUCCAUAACGAUCGUUACGGCAAAGCCCCGUACUUCGUUUUCGGCGAUUUUAACUUCAGGACGGACACGGAGGGCGUUAUUAAAAAAUUGACAGAAGGGCUAACAACCACAAGACUCCAAAACAACAAGAACAAUGAUUACACGAAGCUCCAGUUCGCCAACGAGGACAGUCAGCUGGUCCUAACCGUUGGCAAAAAGGAGUUCAACCAUUUGGACCACCAGAAGGUUUUCCUCACGCCGUCUCCCACUUGGUUGAAAACGUUCGAUAAGGAGUUGGAGGCGUUUGAGAAGUACCUCACCGAGUAUCCCAUCACCUUCCCGCCGUCCUACCCAUUUGAGGAGAAUGUGUCGCACGCUCGGAGUUACAUGCAGACGAGGUGUCCGGCCUGGUGCGAUCGUGUUUUGUUAAGUCACACGGCGAAGCAAUUGGUUGACGAGGAUGAGAAGGUUGAGUACGGACUUAUGGGCUUGGAUACGUGCAUGGGUGACCAUAAGCCGGUCUAUCUCCGUGUGGAGCUGAAAUCGAACUCAGGUACAGUUAAGUGUUGCGAGCACGCCCCUUACGAAUGCUUGCCUGCUACUUGCCAGUGUUGCCAAACAUUCGCUUCCGUAACGAUAAACAUAGUAGACAUGUGCGAUUAUAGCCGAAAGAGCUACCCGAACGUAGCAAUCGACUCGCAACUGCUGCACGAACCAAUCACACGCGACAUGCUCUUGCACGAACCGUACACGCCGGAAAGUGCCGAAUCGCGUUCGCCGAUGCCCGAAGAGAAAGACAAAGACGAAGCGGAGCCGGUGUCGGCCGCUCAGCUAAAGCGACGACUCGAGUAUAUCUUGAGCCUGGAGCGUAAGUUUCCGAUGACACGAUCGGAGUCGGCGAACGUCGAGAUGCGCGCCUCCAACGGGACUUUUUUCAGGAACAGGGCCAUGUCUGAGGUGCCCCGAAUGAGGCGCAUGCGGCUGAUCUCGACGACGAGCGCGAGCUCGAUACACCGGUUUCAGAGCCACCACAGCUCCUCGGACGAGGACUGGUACGAGUACGAGGAAGAGACGGGGAGCAAGUGCAGCAGCGAGGGGCGGAAGUCGGACAUUUUCGAGGAGAUACGGCCGGAAAAGGCAACGAAGUUUAAGGAUCGCAGGCGGAAUCGAAUGAAUUGUUGUAGUGUGGUGUGAUGGCAUUGCUCGUGGCUGUUGUUGUUUAGUGCUUGUGUUUGGAAGUGCACGCUUUGAUUUUAAUUUUUUUUGGUUUUAGAUGUUUUUUGAUUGCUCAAUUGUUGAUUAUUUGUUAACGAUGUUGUUUCUGAAACAGGCCUGACCUUAAGUGCGACGAAUAGUUUAAAAAUUACGGACACUAAAGUGACCAAAGUUCAGGACAAAGUGGAUCCAUGCACGAGAUACAUUUACAUCCAGAGUAUCGAUAAUCCCGUCAAAAUCUUUAGAGAAACUGCCGU